Molecule: messenger RNA, 2104 nt
Organism: Dendronephthya gigantea
Lineage: Eukaryota; Metazoa; Cnidaria; Anthozoa; Malacalcyonacea; Nephtheidae
Exons: 2
Coding region: 163-1803 (546 amino acids)
Source: RefSeq, a predicted model, not a curated record
CGCGCGCGGAACACGAGUGUUGGGCUACCUAUGAUCGCAUCUUAAGCUCGCUAGUUUGCCACUGUCGCCACGUCGCUUUAGUUUACUUUUUACGAUCGAUUUCUGCCUGCGAAGAAUAUACAGGAUUUGUCUGUCAUUCACCUAAAGAAGAGGGACAACAUAAUGCCACCCAGUUACUGUCAAAAACCAUAUCCGAUAAGUAGAGGCCUUUCCCAGUAUCUCUUUCGUCAAGAACCUUCAAAUUAUAAACCCCUUCAGUUUGAUGAAUCGACUGCAUUGGACGUCUAUAGAAAGCAAAAGGUCGAUGAUGACUUGAGAAAGGUUGUGCGUGCUUUAUGGAAGCCUUUAGAGUUAUUCCCCGAAAUCAAUCAUUGCGCUAUGCAAUUCUCUGUCACCAUUCAAACUGAUAGAGGUAUCGAAGAAUUGAAGUGGGAGGUUGCCAUCAGGAAGGCCCGCAGAGAUCUUCAUUGUGUAUUCGAUGCUCUCGGAAUUCUUCAUCAAGGUUGGUUUCGCAGUAAUAUUUUAUUAAAGCAAGUUCAGCACAUUCUUGACUCGAAAAACGGAAAUGAUGCAGAUACUAAUGAAGAAGUGAAGAAGAUUCGAGAAUUAAAAGAUAAUCUUCAAAAUUUGAACAAUUUCCUUGACCGUGUGCUAUUGCAUUAUUCUGGUUUUGACAACAAACUAUCAUCUACUUUGAUUAAAGACAUCAAACGCACAACCAAAAAGAUUCAUGACGUUAUAAAGCAGUUAAAGUCAAACCUGUUCGAAAGUGUGAUUCCUCCAAGCAUGGUAACCGAGGAAGAUGUUCUGUGCUCUGUACUUGGCUUGAAUGAUGAUUUUGCCAAGAGACUUCAAAGUUUGAGUGAGGGAAUGAGACAGCACAAAAGUGACAUGUACUAUUUGAAAUAUUUCUUGGGAGAAUUCGAGUCUCGUGACGUAAACCUGCAUGAUAUAGAGGCAGUGCAGCGUGGUUUGCAGCAAAUGGGCUUUAUUGAAAAUCGAUCUUGUGUUAUAGCUAAAUGGAUUGCUGAAAAAUCUUUUCCUGAACACCGGUCUCUUUUAGCUUGGGCUCAAAUUUACAUCGAAAACUUGUUCAAAUACGAUAUUUUUUUAAAUGAUCAAGUUCGCAAAUUUCCAUUCGAGGAACGGUGUUUGAAUAAAUGGUUUUCGUGGAAUGUAGAAAUGAAUUGUAAAAGUCAGGAUGGUCCAGAUGAACCUCAAGUUUUCGUAAUCAACACUACUGAGAAGGAAGAAGCUACCAGAGUCGCAGAGGCCAAAUUGAAGGAAAGUAACCCAAACGAACAGCUUUUUUUCCAUGGCACUGAUCAUAAGAGUGUCGAAAAUAUCCUUAAAUGUGGCAUCAGGCUGGGAAACGGGAAACAAUGUGAUUUUUCCAACGGAUUUGGAUUUUAUCUUGCAGAUGAUUUUAAGUACGCUCUAGAGGAACACGCGAUGAAAAGCAAUUUUGCAGCUGUAAUAAUGUUCAACCUCGGUGAUAGUUGUCGAAAGAAAUGUCUUGAUUUAUCUUGUCCUGAGAGGCGCAAAGACUUGAAAUCUGUGAGGGAUUAUUUCCAAGCCGGUGAACCACGAAGGCAUGGACUUGAUCAGAAACUUUAUCAGGAAAUGAAGAAUUCCUAUUGUAUUUUUGGUCCAGUAAGCAGAGAUGGAAGAGAUAGCAAGAGUAAGAACAAAUGGGAGAAUGUGAUGCAAAUUUGUAUCAGAAAUAAAGAAUUGGCGGAAGAAAUCGGAAGUCUUUCACACAUAGUAGGUAUUAUAUUUUUGAAUAGUGAGGUGCCCACAUAGCAUGUGGGUGACUUAAUGGAUAAGUUGUGGUGCAAGUUGUGACUUCAGUGACUGGUAUAGGUAUGACUGAUUUCCUUUUGAAUUUCCCACCAAUCAUGCUAUCAUGAAAGAUAUUUCAAGGUUUUUAUUUAUUAAAAGCAUAGAGGAGUUUGGCAAAAUUGAAAGGGACCAACUUUUUACCUUGCGCCCAGUGUGUUAAGGGUAUGGUAAAAAAUCAUAGACAUUCUAUUUUUGCUUUAAACAUGUAGCUUUAGAUAUGAAAAAGCACAAAGUGGUUAAGCCUCCAUGAAUUUAUAAUUCC